UCACCACUGGCGAGUUUUUCUCCUUCCCUCUCUCUUCCACCCAUCUUGCAUGUGCUACGUUUACCGAGCCUGACAGAUCUCUCUCCAGCGGCAUCGGACACUGCGGGGGGAACAAGCCCACUAUGGAUUGCUAAAACUCGGGCUUCUUCUUCUCUUUUCCUUCCUUCUCUCUCGCCUUGUGUCCUCCUCCUCUAUGUAUCUCCACAGUUGUUAAGGGACGGAAAAUGAGGAUUAUUUACCCGCACUUUCUCGGGGUGUUUUCCGCCCUAUGGGGGCUGGCGACUGGGGCUUUCCCCAGCAGCGUUCAGAUAGGUGGUCUGUUUAUCAGGAACACGGAUCAAGAGUACACGGCAUUUCGAUUGGCUAUCUUCCUGCACAACACCAGCCCCAAUGCCACAGAGGCUCCUUUCAACCUGGUACCCCAUGUCGACAACAUCGAGACAGCUAACAGCUUCGCCGUCACCAAUGCCUUCUGUUCGCAGUACUCGCGGGGUGUGUUUGCAAUCUUCGGCCUGUACGACAAGCGUUCUGUGCACACCCUGACGUCGUUCUGCAGCGCUCUGCACAUCUCCCUGGUCACGCCCAGUUUCCCCACGGAGGGGGAGGGCCAGUUCACCCUGCAGCUCCGCCCCUCUAUCAGAGGAGCUCUGCUGUCUCUGCUGGACCACUACGACUGGAGUCGCUUCGUAUUCCUCUACGACACAGACAGAGGUUACGCCAUCUUACAGGCAAUCAUGGAGCGUGCAGGUCAAAACGGUUGGCAGGUGAGUGCCAUCUGUGUGGAGAGUUUCAACGAGGCAGCGUACCGUCGUCUGCUAGAAGACCUGGACCGCCGCCAGGAGAGGAAGUAUGUCAUCGACCUAGAGCCUGAGAGACUGCAGUGCAUUCUAGAACAGGCCAUUAGUGUGGGCAAACAUGUCAAAGGCUACCAUUACAUCUUGGCCAACCUCGGUUUUAAAGACAUAUCUCUAGAGAGGUUUAUGCAUGGUGGGGCUAACGUCACAGGGUUCCAGUUGGUUGACUUCAGUAAGCCCAUGGUCCUCAAACUGAUGCAGCGCUGGAACAAACUGGACCAGAGAGAGUACCCAGGCUCUGACAGCCCACCCAAGUACACCUCGUCUCUGACGUAUGAUGGGGUGUUGGUGAUGGCCGAAGCCUUUAGGAACCUGCGUCGUCAGAAGAUAGACAUCUCCCGUAGAGGAAAUGCUGGAGACUGUCUGGCCAACCCAGCUGCUCCCUGGAACCAGGGCAUAGACAUGGAACGCACACUCAAACAGGUGCGUAUCCAGGGCCUAACAGGUAACAUCCAGUUUGACCACUACGGCCGCAGAGUCAACUACACCAUGGACGUGUUUGAACUGAAGAGCAACGGACCACAACGGAUUGGCUACUGGAAUGACAUUGACAAACUGGUUCUGGUCCAAAAUGAGGUGUUGUUGUCCAAUGACAGCACCAGCUUGGAGAACAGGACAGUCGUCGUGACAACUAUCAUGAUGGCCAUGGCUAAUGUUACCUCAGCCACCUCCUCCUCUUUGCAGCCACUGAUGAGGAAGCCUCUGCUCCGACACUGAAGACUUACAGUACAGACAGACAGACAUACAGAUGGGAGAUGGAUUCACAGAAGGACUCACAUACUGACAGACUGAGCCAGAGAGACUCUAGCUCUCUAUCGCUCUGCAAUUCUAUUGCUGUGGAAUUGAGAGAAGAGGAAUCACAGGAAGACACAGAUGAACCGACCGGCAGGACACUAUCUAUCUAUCUAACUAUCUAUCUAACUAUCUAUCUAUCUAUCUAUCUAUCUAUCUAUCUAUCUAUCUAUCUAUCUAUCUAUCUAUCUAUCUAUCUAUCUAUCUAUCUAUCUAUCUAUCUAUCUAUCUAUCUAUCUAUCUAUCUAUCUAUCUAUCUAUCUAUCUAUCUAUCUAUCUAUCUAUCUAUCUAUCUAUCUAUCUAUCUAUCUAUCUAUCUAUCUAUCUAUCUAUCUAUCUAUCUAUCUAUCUAUCUAUCUAUCUAUCUAUCUAUCUAUCUAUCUAUCUAUCUAUCUAUCUAUCUAUCUAUCUAUCUAUCUAUCUAUCUAUCUAUCUAUCUAUCUAUCUAUCUAUCUAUCUAUCUAUCUAUCUAUCUAUCUAUCUAUCUAUCUAUCUAUCUAUCUAUCUAUCUAUCUAUCUAUCUAUCUAUCUAUCUCUACAUUUUAUUUGUCAUACCUUGGCUUGUUCUUCUCUAUGUGGGAACUACAGACACAGGAAGUUUGAAUGUUUUGGGAAUUAUCUUUUUGGAUGUUCCGGGAAUUUGAAAGGAAUUAUCAUAAUGCUUUUUUGUUUUUGAAGGAAUUAGACUGGGUGCUGAGAAAAAGACACAGGUCAGACAGGGGCCAUUCGUGCAGAAACACACACACCCACACAGAUUGCGCAUACUGUCACAAAAAGCACAACCUCAAAGCGUAUGCAUGCAUAGACACACCUUCACUCAAAGAGAACAUAACAAUUGCGCACACACGCACGCAAGCACGCACGCACACAUGCUACUGGGAGCUGCGUGUGUGUGUGCCAGAUGCGACGUGUUGUCUGUGACGACUGAAAUGAAUGUUGCAUCACCAUGACGACGUCCCUGUUAGCCCCCACAGCUGAGAGUCGUCACAUGACGUCACGCCCCCAGCAGAUAGCAGCUCUAGGCAUUCUGUUUCUCUGGUGUCCUCUAGACUGCAUCAGAGCUGCUUUCACUGCAUGGUCUCCCAUCCUAUAGCAUUCAUCUACAUCGCUCUAGUCUAGAUGAAUCUGCAGCUAAGUUGUCCCCGAUGUUGAAGUUGAGGAACUCUGGUAAACGUAUUAUGUUGUACUGCAUAUUGUAUUGGCUGGCUGCACAUUUAGGACCAGGGUUGGGGUUAGUUACAUUUUUUUUAUUCCAGCCAAUACAGAAAGUAAAUCAAAUUCCAAUUCUACAUUUUUCUCAUUGAAUUGAAAUUGGAAUUUCAGUGUACUUCUUAAAUUGUAAUGGAAUUGACCGCAACCUUGAUUAGGAGCUGUCUCUUUCUGGUGCCUCUGCUGCUGUUUCACUGUUUUAUGUCCUAUCUACCUGAACCAUUCUCCACUAAAACCUCUCUCUCUAUUUUCUCUCUCAUCUCGCUUUUCUCUUUCUCCCCUUUACCUUAUCUUCUCCCAUGUAAAACCCCUCUCUCUCUCUCUUGCCAUCUCUACACUGUCUCAGCCCUCUCUUUCCUCCCUCCUUUCCUCUCUCCCUUUUCAUCCAUUCUCAUGUAAGACAUCUGACGUGGUGUUCAGCAGAAUUAAACGUCACUUUUCCAAGCACACUCCCAGUAUCCCUCCAUGCACCUGCAAUGAGACUACACACACACACACACACACACACACACACACACACACACACACACACACACACACACACACACACACACACACACACACACACACACACACACACACACACACACACACACACACACACACACACACACACACACACACACUGUAGCAAAAGAGUCUGCAACACACUGAUAACAAAAUUUAAAGUGGUUUAAACAUGAAAUAACCCACUGUUGGCAAAGCAAAGGUUUGUGCAUUCGUACGUUCGUACGUUCGUGCGCGUGCAUGCGUGUGUGUGUACUAUCACUGCUAAAUACUCUACAAAGUCUUCUAUUCUGACGUUAAACUAUUGCCCUUUUAAUAUGCUAAUAUUUUCAGAACAGUGAGGCAGGGUUAAAAAGAGAAUUAUCCAAAGUCAUAAGUAGACUAAAAGAUGAGCCCAUGUUCUUUCUACACCAUCUGUUCUCUAGAUCCUAAUACACAGUACAGUUCACCAUCUGCUCUCUAGAUCCUAAUACACAGUACAGUUCACCAUCUGCUCUCUAGAUCCUCAUACACAGUACAGUUCACCAUCUGCUCUCUAGAUCCUCAUACACAGUACAGUACACCAUCUGUUCUCUAGAUCCUCAUACGCAGUACAGUACACCAUCUGUUCUCUAGAUCCUCAUACGCAGUACAGUUCACCAUCUGUUCUCUAGAUCCUCAUACACAGUACAGUUCACCAUCUGCUCUCUAGAUCCUCAUACACAAUACAGUACACCAUCUGUUCUCUAGAUCCUCAUACACAGUACAGUUCACCAUCUGUUCUCUAGAUCCUCAUACACAGUACAGUUAACAAUCUGUUCUCUAGAUCCUCAUACACAGUACAGUUCACCAUCUGUUCUCUAGAUCCUCAUACACAGUACAGUACACAAUCUGUUCUCUAGAUCCUCAUAUACAUUACAGUUCACCAUCUGUUCUCUAGAUCCUCAUACACAGUACAGUUCACCAUCUGUUCUCUAGAUCCUCAUACACAUUACAGUUCACCAUCUGUUCUCUAGAUCCUCAUACACAGUACAGUUCACCAUCUGUUCUCUAGAUCCUCAUACACAGUACAGUACACCAUCUGUUCUCUAGAUCCUCAUACACAUUACAGUUCACCAUCUGUUCUCUAGAUCCUCAUACACAUUACAGUACACCAUCUGUUCUCUAGAUCCUCAUACACAUUACAGUUCACCAUCUGUUCUCUAGAUCCUCAUACACGUUACAGUUCACCAUCUGUUCUCUAGAUCCUCAUAUACAUUACAGUUCACCAUCUGUUCUCUAGAUCCUCAUACACAGUACAGUUCACCAUCUGUUCUCUAGAUCCUCAUACACAUUACAGUUCACCAUCUGUUCUCUAGAUCCUCAUACACAGUACAGUUCACCAUCUGUUCUCUAGAUCCUCAUACACAUUACAGUUCACCAUCUGUUCUCUAGAUCCUCAUACACAUUACAGUUCACCAUCUGUUCUCUAGAUCCUCAUAUACAUUACAGUUCACCAUCUGUUCUCUAGAUCCUCAUACACAGUACAGUUCACCAUCUGUUCUCUAGAUCCUCAUACACAUUACAGUUCACCAUCUGUUCUCUAGAUCCUCAUACACAUUACAGUUCACCAUCUGUUCUCUAGAUCCUCAUACACAGUACAGUUCACCAUCUGUUCUCUAGAGCCUCAUACACAGUACAGUACACCAUCUGUUCUCUAGAUCCUCAUACACAAUACAGUACACCAUCUGUUCUCUAGAUCCUCAUACACAAUACAGUUCACCAUCUGUUCUCUAGAUCCUCAUACACAGUACAGUUCACCAUCUGCUCUCUAGAUCCUCAUACACAGUACAGUACACCAUCUGUUCUCUAGAUCCUCAUACGCAGUACAGUACACCAUCUGUUCUCUAGAUCCUCAUACACAGUGCAGUACACCAUCUGUUCUCUAGAUCCUCAUACGCAGUACAGUUCACCAUCUGUUCUCUAGAUCCUCAUACACAGUACAGUUCACCAUCUGUUCUCUAGAUCCUCAUACACAAUACAGUACACCAUCUGUUCUCUAGAUCCUCAUACACAGUACAGUUCACCAUCUGUUCUCUAGAUCCUCAUACACAGUACAGUUAACAAUCUGUUCUCUAGAUCCUCAUACACAGUACAGUUCACCAUCUGUUCUCUAGAUCCUCAUACACAGUACAGUACACCAUCUGUUCUCUAGAUCCUCAUAUACAUUACAGUUCACCAUCUGUUCUCUAGAUCCUCAUACACAGUACAGUUCACCAUCUGUUCUCUAGAUCCUCAUACACAUUACAGUUCACCAUCUGUUCUCUAGAUCUUCAUACACAGUACAGUUCACCAUCUGUUCUCUAGAUCCUCAUACACAGUACAGUACACCAUCUGUUCUCUAGAUCCUAAUACACAGUACAGUUCACCAUCUGUUCUCUAGAUCCUCAUACACAAUACAGUUCACCAUCUGUUCUCUAGAUCAUCAUACACAGUACAGUUCACCAUCUGUUCUCUAGAUCCUCAUACACAGUACAGUUAACAAUCUGUUCUCUAGAUCCUCAUACACAGUACAGUUCACCAUCUGUUCUCUAGAUCCUCAUACACAGUACAGUUCACCAUCUGUUCUCUAGAUCCUCAUACACAUUACAGUUCACCAUCUGUUCUCUAGAUCCUCAUACACAUUACAGUUCACCAUCUGUUCUCUAAAUCCUCAUACACGUUACAGUUCACCAUCUGUUCUCUAGAUCCUCAUACACAUUACAGUUCACCAUCUGUUCUCUAGAUCCUCAUACACAUUACAGUUCACCAUCUGUUCUCUAGAUCCUCAUAUACAUUACAGUUCACCAUCUGUUCUCUAGAUCCUCAUACACAGUACAGUUCACCAUCUGUUCUCUAGAUCCUCAUACACAUUACAGUUCACCAUCUGUUCUCUAGAUCCUCAUACACAGUACAGUUCACCAUCUGUUCUCUAGAUCCUCAUACACAGUACAGUUCACCAUCUGUUCUCUAGAGCCUCAUACACAGUACAGUACACCAUCUGUUCUCUAGAUCCUCAUACACAAUACAGUACACCAUCUGUUCUCUAGAUCCUCAUACACAAUACAGUUCACCAUCUGUUCUCUAGAUCCUCAUACACAUUACAGUUCACCAUCUGUUCUCUAGAUUCUCAUACACAAUACAGUUCACCAUCUGUUCUCUAGAUCCUCAUACACAGUACAGUACACCAUUUGUUCUCUAGAUCCUAAUACACAGUACAGUACACCAUCUGUUCUCUAGAUCCUCAUACACAUUACAGUUCACCAUCUGUUCUCUAGAUCCUCAUACACAAUACAGUACACCAUCUGUUCUCUAGAUCCUCAUACACAUUACAGUUCACCAUCUGUUCUCUAGAUCCUCAUACACAUUACAGUUCACCAUCUGUUCCCUAGAUCCUCAUACACAUUACAGUACACCAUCUGUUCUCUAGAUCCUCAUACACAAUACAGUACACCAUCUAUUCUCUAGAUCCUCAUACACAUUACAGUUCACCAUCUGUUCUCUAGAUCCUCAUACACAUUACAGUACACCAUCUGUUCUGUAGAUCCUCAUACACAUUACAGUUCACCAUCUGUUCUCUAGAUUCUCAUACACAAUACAGUUCACCAUCUGUUCUCUAGACCCUAAUACACAGUACAGUACACCAUCUGUUCUCUAGAUCCUCAUACACAAUACAGUUCACCAUCUGUUCUCUAGAUCCUCAUACACAUUACAGUUCACCAUCUGUUCUCUAGAUCCUCAUACACAUUACAGUUCACCAUCUGUUCUCUAGAUCCUCAUACAAAGUACAGUACACCAUCUGUUCUCUAGAUCCUCAUACACAAUACAGUACACCAUCUGUUCUCUAGAUCCUCAUACACAGUACAGUACACCAUCUGUUCUCUAGAUCCUCAUACACAGUACAGUACACCAUCUGUUCUCUAGAUCCCCAUGCACAUUACAGUUCACCAUCUGUUCUCUAGAUCCUCAUACACAUUACAGUUCACCAUCUGUUCUCUAGAUCCUCAUACACAUUACAGUUCACCAUCUGUUCUCUAGAUCCUCAUACACAUUACAGUUCACCAUCUGUUCUCUAGAUCCUCAUACACAGUACAGUUCACCAUCUGUUCUCUAGAUCCUCAUACACAUUACAGUACACCAUCUGUUCUCUAGAUCCUCAUACACAGUACAGUUCACCAUCUGUUCUCUAGAUCCUCAUACACAGUACAGUUCACCAUCUGUUCUCUAGAUCCUCAUACACAGUACAGUUCACCAUCUGUUCUCUAGAUCCUCAUACACAUUACAGUACAUUAGGAUUCAUAUUUUAAGACUGUCCCUUUUGUACCGUCUAUUAAAAUGGAAUAAGAUGCAUAUUAUGUACCUUCACAACAGAUGGCAUGAAAUAUGAACUCAGCUCGGGUUUAGACUGUUGAUGAGAUGAUUUUGGUGUGGAUUAUGCCUUUAAGACCUAACUAUGGGUUUGUAGGUUGGAGCAGCACGGCUAUGUUUGGGAGAAUCUCUGUCUGUGUUUGUGACUUCAUUAAGAGUGAUUCAUGUUGAGUUAAUGGAGAGAGAGAGAUAUAUCUCAGAGGGGCUGCUAAUGUGUGUAUGAUAAUGAGGUUUAGAAAAAUAUGCUAUGGACAACAUGUACAAAUGUGACAAGAUUCUGCAUUAAAGAUAAUGUACAUUCUAUUCAUGUUUUGCCACUUGAUAAAUGCAAAUAUAUGCACAUCAGGCUUGAUUCUACCUUGAGAUCCAUGUGAGUAACUCAGAUAUUCACACAACUCUCCCAUUUACAUUGAGUUACAGUGGUGUACACGGCUCAAGUUAGGACAUAUCCCAGUAUGGCUUGAGAUGUGUUUCUUUGGUGAUAUCAUUCCAGACUAAUGGUAUGUAACUGAUACAAUGUAAACAUGUCUCUAAAAAUGGUAUGCAUUUAUAUUUCCCCCUUUGAUUUGUGUAAAAACAAUAUGUUUCAUUUGAUGUGACCUAUUUACCUGUGUGCUUUAUUCUGGCAGGUUCCUUGGUGAGCCAGGAAUGAAGUCUCUUGAAAUGUAUCAAUUUCACUUGUAAAUUAACAUUAUAAAUGAAAACGUGUGCAUGAA
Molecule: messenger RNA, 8443 nt
Organism: Oncorhynchus kisutch (coho salmon)
Lineage: Eukaryota; Metazoa; Chordata; Actinopteri; Salmoniformes; Salmonidae
Gene: gria4a
Product: glutamate receptor, ionotropic, AMPA 4a
Exons: 11
Coding region: 225-1571 (448 amino acids)
Biological process (GO): monoatomic ion transport
Cellular component (GO): membrane
Molecular function (GO): ligand-gated monoatomic ion channel activity; signaling receptor activity
Source: RefSeq, a predicted model, not a curated record